AUGGCCGCUAAGUUGUUCUUCGUCCUCGCUCUGGCCGCAGUCGCCUCAGCCCUCCCCGUGGUGCCGGUCGCCAAAUACGCGUACGCCGAGCCCGAAGCACCCGCCCACUACGAGUUCCAGUACUCUGUGCACGACGAGCACAGCGGGGACGUGAAGCAGCAGCAGGAGUCCCGUGAGGGAGACGUCGUCCACGGAUCAUACUCGCUGGUGCAACCUGACGGAGUCCACCGCAUUGUAGAGUACAGCUCUGACGCACACAACGGUUUCAACGCCAACGUACGUUACGAAGGACAACCCAUCCAGGCCCCAGUCCCCGCUAAGAUCGCCUAUGCUGCUCCCGUCGCCAAGCUCGUCCACGCCGCCCCUGUCGCCAGAGUAGCCUACUCCGCCCCUAUCUCCUACGCCGCCCCCGUCGCUAAAGUAGCAUACGCUGCUCCCGUAGCUAAGUUGUUCUUCGUCCUCGCUCUGGCCGCAGUCGCCUCAGCCCUCCCCGUGGUGCCGGUCGCCAAAUACGCGUACGCCGAGCCCGAAGCACCCGCCCACUACGAGUUCCAGUACUCUGUGCACGACGAGCACAGCGGGGACGUGAAGCAGCAGCAGGAGUCCCGUGAGGGAGACGUCGUCCACGGAUCAUACUCGCUGGUGCAACCUGACGGAGUCCACCGCAUUGUAGAGUACAGCUCUGACGCACACAACGGUUUCAACGCCAACGUACGUUACGAAGGACAACCCAUCCAGGCCCCAGUCCCCGCUAAGAUCGCCUAUGCUGCUCCCGUCGCCAAGCUCGUCCACGCCGCCCCUGUCGCCAGAGUAGCCUACUCCGCCCCUAUCUCCUACGCCGCCCCCGUCGCUAAAGUAGCAUACGCUGCUCCCGUAGCUAAGGUAGCUUACUCAGCUCCCGUCUCCUACGCUGCUCCUCUCGCCCACGUCUCAUACUCUUCUCCCGCCAUCUCCUACCACCACUAA
Molecule: messenger RNA, 966 nt
Organism: Danaus chrysippus (African queen)
Lineage: Eukaryota; Metazoa; Arthropoda; Insecta; Lepidoptera; Nymphalidae
Source: the annotation of a GenBank genome assembly